AAAAAAAAAAAAAAGUAUUUUUUUAUGCCCUACCUCCUUCAACAAUAACAAUUUCUAAAUUUAUUUUUAGAAAAGUGCUGAGCUUUUAUAUUAAAUAGUAUAAAGUAUAAUUGUUCUUCUUAUAGAAUUAAUUUAUUCUGAAUGUCGUGGCUAAUCCCAUGUUUGUUUUGAAAACUAUAUACAUUGGGUGCUAUUGUAUUUUGUAAUUAAACAUUCUUAUUUAUUAACUGUAAAUGCCUGUUUCUUUGUGCGUUUUGAGAAUAGAGAUCGACGAAGAGCUACCUGAAAUGGGAGAUAAUCCAGCAGAAAUUGAAGCAGCAAAGGAACAAAAAAAGAAAGACCGCGGUGCUCGCGAGUCCAGAACCAUCACAGUCGAGACCUAUGCCAGUGUCCUCAGUGGGCCUAAUACUGACAUUGGUAUAUUGCCGACAAGUUCACGUCGCUCACCACCAAAGGGCAGCAAUGUCUCAGAAAAUGACAAUACAAUCACCUUCUUUUGUGGUAACCCACUUGUGGAGGUUACCAAGGGAGUGCUACAUUUGUAUAAAGAGAAUGAAUUAAAGGAAGCAGCAGAGGAAGCGAAGACCCUAUGCUUGCUGUCUGUACCCGGUGCCUUGGGAGCGACAGAUCUGCUAGCGUUUGCGGCAGCGUGUCAGCAGGACAUAGCUCACGUGAGGGUGCUGCGGGAUGGGUCUCCGGAUCACUAUAUGGCACUGCUUACGUUCCGGUCGGGCGCGGCGGCGCGCGCGUUCUACGAGGUGUUCGACGGCGCGCCGUACAGCAGCCUGGAGCCGGCGGCGCUGUGCCACGCGGCGUGGGUGGCGCGCGUGGAGUGGGCGGCGGGCGGCGCGGCGCCGGCGGCGCACACGGAGCUGCCCACGUGCGCCGUGUGCCUGGAGCGCAUGGACGAGAGCGUGGCCGGCGUGCUGAGCGUGCAGUGCGCGCACGCCUUCCACGCCGCCUGCCUGGCGCGCUGGCGCGCCGCGCGCUGCCCCGUGUGCCGCGCCGCGCAGGUGCCCGAGCCGGCCGCGCGCGCCGCCUGCCUCGCCUGCGCCGCAGAGGAGGAGGAGCCCUCGGAGGAGGGUUGGAGCCCGGGCGGCGGCGGGGGAGGGGGCGGCACGGACUUGGCGGAGGGGCUGCUGGACGGCGUGGAGGCGGGCACGCUGUGGAUCUGCCUCAUCUGCGGCCACGUCGGCUGCGGCCGGUAUGAGAGGGGGCACGCCGCUAAACACUUUUUGGCGUCAAACCACACUUACGCUCUGCAAUUGGGGUCGAACCGAGUGUGGGAUUAUGCAGGCGACAACUUCGUCCACCGGCUGGUGCAGAACAAGACGGACGGCAAGCUGGUGGCGGCGGGAGGAGGAGGCGCGGAGGAGACGGCGUGCGGCGGCGAGGAGAAGCUGGACUCGGCGCAGCUCGAGUUCACCUAUAUACUGACGCAGCAGCUCGACAGCCAGCGCACCUUCUACGAGGAGAAGAUCGCCAAGUUGGAAAGCAGUCAUGCAGCGGAGUUGGAGGAGGCUCGAACGCGCGCGGCGGCGGCAGAGGAGGCCGCUAAUGCUCUGCGUGUGGAGCGGGCCGACCUCACACGCGCCCACACCGCGCUCGAUCGCAAACUACGCCACCUCACUACCAAGGUGUCGUCGCUGCAGUCGCAGCUGGCGGAGGAGCGCGGGCUGGCGGCGGCGCUGGCCAGCAGCCACGCGCAGUGGCAGGCGCGGGCCGCCGCGCGCGAGGACACCUUCCUCAAGGAGAUAACCGAGCUGAAGGAACAGCUCCGCGACGUGAUGUUCUUCGUGGAGGCGCGCGACAAGCUGGAGCACAGCAGCACGGCGUCGUCGGCCGAGCUGGCCGCCGCCACCGUCACCGUCGCGCCCCCUGCCGACAACCGCCCGCAGCGCCACCGCCGCCGCAAGCGGUAACCGCCGCGCUCGCACGAUCACAUUGUAUGACGAACACGUGUUUAAAAAAACUAAAAUUUUUAUAUCAGACUUAAAGAAAAGACAGUCUCGAUAUGGUUGUAUUUUUUUAAUGUUUAUUAACUCAUAACUCCGUCAGUUGUAAACCGAUUUGGCAAUUCUUUUUUUAUCUAAAUGAGUAUGUUGCUGUCAAAAGUACUUUUGACUGCAAUAAAACAUCAGUCAAAAGCAAUAGUAACUUGUUAGAUAAAAAAAUAGUAUAUUACUGCAUCGGCCAGCAACUGAGGCAUUGAUGGACGAACGUGCAAAAUGUGGGCCGAGACGUAGCCGAGGCACACAUACGUAAGUCCAUGGUACUGCUCAUGUCUAUAGGCGACGGUUACCACUUUCCAUCAGGUGGGCCGUCAGCUUGUUUGCCAUUCUAAGUUGUAUAAAAAAAAAAGCUAAGAAGUAAAUGUUUUGUUUUAUUGCAACAACUCCAUUUUUCUUUUACAUCACAGGUAUGUACUUGUAACUAAUACAGUACUGAAGUUAUUGGUAUGAGUUACUAAACUAGAGUGCAAUGAGUAGGUUAAUUUUAGUCUACUACUCUUUUUUUUUUAUACAACUUAGAAUGGCACACAAGCUGACGACCCACCUGAUGGAAAGUGGUAACCGUCGCCUAUAGACAUGAGCAGUAUCAUGGACAUAAUAGAGUAUACUGUUUCGCCCAUGAUACCCCCCAUGCAUUGCCAUUCCUGAGGACUCAGGUGUUAUUCCUCUGUACCAAGUAAAUUUACGCCAUAUCCCACCCUUCAAACUGAAACACAGCUAUGCAAACACAACUACUUCACAGUUGAAACACGAAUGAGACACAGGUACCCAAGCAAUCGACUUUUGUACAAAGUCUCCCUCUGGUACUUAAUUCAAAAAACAUUUUCUGCCAAAUAUAGAAACUGUAUUCUCAAUUUUAUUAUCAUAGUAUACUAGCGAUUCGGCCCGCCUUUGCACGGAUUAAUAGAAUUUUAAAAACUAAUACGUAUAUUGUAUGUCACUCAUAAAUAAUAUAGCUUUCUAUAGGUGAAACAAUUUUUAAAUUAGAUUAAAGUUUUUGAGUUUAUACAUUAAAAACAAACAAUCAAAUAUAAUAUUAAAUUAUAAAUAACAACGACAAACUGGUUAUAGUUUUUUUUUUUAAAUACGUGUUUUAUUAAAAUAUAUAAUUUUCUCAAACAUGCUUGGAAAUGUGAGCAUUAUUUUGACAAUCUUCUUCGAGAUAAAUCAAUAUUGCCGUACUGGCCAGAUACAUGCGGGCAGCGGCCGGCAAAAGUUGUAUGAAAAGUUGUAUCCAUAUCUGUCGUGUUUUGCGGCCAGAUAAAUUACUAUGUAAACUCAUAUCUGUCCUGUAAUUUAAAAAUGGAAUGACCUUUUACUUUAAAACAUGGCUACCAAAGAGGUAACUAAUAAAAGGUUUUAUUUAAAUUUCGAACUGGCUUUCAAAUAGAAAACUGUUUAUUGAAAAAAAGAAAAAUUCAAAAGAACAUUAUGGCGCGUGAAAAAUUAUUAUUUUUCUUUAUUCGUCAUUGAACUUAAAAAGUAAAAUUGUGUUUUUGAUUUCCGCGCAUUGUUUGAGAAAAGUACUAUACAAGUCUUGGCCACAACUAGGCAUUGAUGGACUCACGUAUGUGUGCCUCGGCUAUGUCUCGGCCCACAUUUGCACGUUUGUCCAUCAAUGCCUCAGUUGCUGGCCGCUGCAGUAAUGUACUAUUAUUAUCUAUAACGUCGUUUAAUACUUUUUAGAAUAUUAUUUAGAAUAUUUGUAAAAAAAAACCAAGAAAAUCCUGUUAGUUAUUUUUAGUUUUGUUUUCUGUGAGUGAAAUUUAACUUUAAUGAUAGUAGAAAUAAGAAACUAGAUUCAGACAUGAAGCAAAGCAAUAUGUAAUUAAAUUUCCCUUGAAUUUUAUUUUUAUGUUAAUUUGAUGCAUAGGUCAAUGUGGAGAAAUCUCAUGUUUCUAUUGGGGUUAAUGAAUUCAAUUCUGAAUAAUUUGUUAUGUACAGUGUAAUAAAAAAAAUAUAUGAAAAUUCGAAAUCCUGCGUCUGUUAUGUAAUUCAAAACUCAUAGAUUUUUAAUCUCAAAUCUACAGUAUUUAUAUGGGGUAAGUCUGUCCCACUCGUGUUUCUGCCUACAAUCAGCUGUGCGUGCAAGACUGUAUUUCCGUUUUUUUCCGUAUUUCACCUGAUGGAAAGUGGUAAUCGUCUCCUAUAGACAUGAGCAGUACGAUACUACCCAUGCGUUGCCAUUCCUGAGGACUCAGGUGUUAUUCCUCUGUACCCAGUAAAUUCACGCCAUAUCCCACCCUUCAAACCGAAACACAGCCAUGCAAACACAACUGCUUCACGGUUGAAACACGAAUGGGACAAAGGUACCCAAGCAAUCGACUUUUGUACAAAGUCUCCCUCUGGUGACAAGUUGGACAAGUAUUUUAAUUAUAAUUAAUUUUCAUUAAUAUUUUCAAAAAUGAUUGGUCAAUUAUACGACGUAUAUUAAAUCCUCUGUCUACCCCGCCAAGGAGUUGGCGUUAAGAUAUAAAUAAUGACAGAAAUUGUUUAAAAAGUAAUCUUUUGUUUUAAUUGUAGCACUAAAACUUGCUGUGAUACGUUUUGAGCUAGCUGUAAGUACACUGCAAUGUAAUCACAAAAUAUAAAACGUGUGGUAACAAUAUAAAGUUAUUGGGGGGAAAGGGAUUGUUAGCAAUGGAGUUUGACAGCCCCAUUGCUAGCAAUAUGCCCUAUCAGGUCAACCUCCACGUGGUUCCCGCUGGAAACCAUCGUGAACAAUUCUUGUUGAAUUCGUCACGAUGGGCCAACUGACCUGCUUCAUCCUCGCCUAUCAUCCUUCACUGGUGCCCCGCCAGCGUAUCCUGAUAGCGUAGACGGGGUUACCAUUCCAUUAUUACCCAUUAAAAAAAAAUAUAAAGUUAUUUCCUCUUAUGAACUGUAUCGAUUUGACUAAGCCCGCUACGGUGUUUAUAUAAUAAAUGUUUACCACUGGA
This is a messenger RNA of Galleria mellonella (greater wax moth), 4951 nucleotides long. RefSeq names its product BRCA1-associated protein. Lineage: Eukaryota; Metazoa; Arthropoda; Insecta; Lepidoptera; Pyralidae. The transcript has 10 exons. The coding region runs from base 234 to 1922 and encodes 562 amino acids. The record is from RefSeq and is a predicted model, not a curated record. Gene Ontology annotation, cellular component: cytoplasm. Gene Ontology annotation, biological process: Ras protein signal transduction; protein ubiquitination. Gene Ontology annotation, molecular function: zinc ion binding; ubiquitin protein ligase activity.